Molecule: messenger RNA, 1605 nt
Organism: Triticum dicoccoides
Lineage: Eukaryota; Viridiplantae; Streptophyta; Magnoliopsida; Poales; Poaceae
Exons: 11
Coding region: 1-1605 (534 amino acids)
Source: RefSeq, a predicted model, not a curated record
AUGGCGUCCCCUGGACGGCGGGGGUCGCUGGACCAGCACGCAGCAGUGCUGCAGCAGCUCUCGCGCGGUCGUACGGAGAGACACUGGCGUGUUGGUCCUGGGCUCCUUGUGGCGCGCGGCGGCGUCGCCGCACCGGGCAAGGGCGGCGGCGGAAGGGGCGGCAGCUCCUACUUAGUUCACAUUUAUGAUGAAGGUCUUGUGAUGAAAAUGUUGUCCGACCCUGAGAUUGUGAAAGCUGUCCAUCUGUAUGUGUCUAAGGAGAAGGCUGACGAUCAUAUUGCUCCGCCUAGCAAGCAAAUUGAUGUUGCUCCAUCUAACCAUCCAAAUGAGAGUAUUCUCUUACAGGACGGUGGUGUCUCUACUGAAGGGGCAGGGCAACUUACUAUGCAAGGGCCGCAAAGACCACCACGUAGGUCAAAAAGGUUGAAUAUGAUUCAGGUUACAGACCAACGUGAUGAUGAAGAUGGAGACUGCAACAAUGGUGAGCAAUUCCCACAAGGUCAUGAAUCACAAGCAUUGAUCGAUGAAGAGGGUCAAGUUCACAAUCAAGACAAGGAAGUACGCAAGCGCAAGAGAACAAGCUUGCCAAUUGUCUGGAACAUGCCAAAGGGACAGAGAAUAGUUGUGAAAUGCAAUGAAGAUAGCCAGCCUAUAGGAGAUGAAGGUGCAAUCUUGGGGAAGUUUCUGGGCACGGUUGCUAGAAAUGGAGGAUUUUGCCCACUAAACAUAAAUGAUUGGCGUCAUGUCAAAAAGAAUAGUGGUGAGGAAACAAUAUUGCAGUGCGUACAGAGGCAAGCUGAUCCUGAAAAGAAACGACCACACAGAUCAAAGGUUUAUUUAGCAACUCACAAGAAGAAGGACGAUGCUGAUGCUAAAAAUAAAGAUAGAAAUAAGCGCCUGGAUCGAUUGGAGAAUCUAAUAACCGAACGACCAGAGUUGGCACAAAAUUUGAAUGGAAGAGUCGCAUGGGAAGGUGAUGCCUUGCAGGAAGUGUUAGGGAAAGAAAAGAUUGGACAAGUGCAUGGCAUGGGUUUGCUUCCAACUCCUAAGAAAGUCUACGGUCGGACGCCACGGUAUCUAAAGAACAUCAAUAUGACUACAACUGAUGGAUCACUAUAUGAAGUUGAACAUGAUGUUUGGGAGGUAAUAGCAAAGAUGAAGGAGCAUAUAAAAAAGCAAGACCAGAUUAUUAAAGAUAUGAAUAACAAAGAAGGCUAUGUCAAUAAUGGCAUAGAAGAGGAAAACCUCCAAUCAAAUGAUAAUGGUAUUUCUCGGUCACCAGUACUGCUUGGUAAAACAAAGAGAAUCCAGUGCAAUGGACUCGUUGAGGCACGCUCGUCUAUGCAACAUGACAUUCCUGAGGAUAAUAAUUUAUCAUGUUCGCAUGAAAAGGUUGGCGACCAUGAUGUCAACCAAUUACAAAUUCAACAAAAUUCAUCAUCACCACAAGACCUUGUUAUUGAUUCUGUGCUAGAGGUGAGGGAAACGAGGAAUAUUACGGGUGAAUCUGUUUCAAAACCGAACCAGCAAAGGACUAGAACUGAACACCCACACCACUCAAAAAGAAGGCGUUCUUCUUCCAUCAAGCAUGAGUUAGUGAGGUGA